AUGCUUAAUGUUGAAUUACUGUGUGACCGCAUGGCGAGGGCGAGUCUGCAGAAGCGUCGCGACGGGGAGACUGAACGACAAGAGCGGAUUUUUAAUGACAAAGUCAGGACCAUCGGGGUUGACAAGGAAGCCCUGGAUAUGCAGGUGAAAGAGAGGAAGAAACGAGAAGAGGCAGAAAAGGAGAAACAAAACGCAUGCGAUGCUGAUUUGCGCCAUAAUAGCAAAGUAGCUUGCAUUCUCCAUAGCAGGGAAGUGAAGGAGAAGCAUGCCAUGGAAAAGGCCAUUGUCAACUACCGCCAUCAGUACCAGCAGCCUUGGUGCCAGCGGGAGUAUGAUCUGAACGACCCAGACCGCUGUAGAAAAACAGACAAGGACGAUGCACAGAUGAUGCCCCCAGGCCUAGUGGGCGAGGACCCAGAUAGUAAAAACAGAGUGCAGAGGCAGAGGGAGCAGCUCAGAGAGUGGCUCAUCCAGCAGCAGAGUGAGCGCGCAGCAGAAAGGCAUCAACAAAAGUUGGAAGAGCAGCACUAUGACCAAAGCAGAGUAGAGAUGGACAACAAAGCUCUGCAGCUUCAGAGCCUUGAGAUGAAGAGGAGAAAAGCAGAAGCCAUUGCCACCAAAGAGUAUAAUCUGGCCAAGACUGAAGAGAAGCGUCGUCAGGAGCAGAACAGAGCAGACAAAUCAAACCAACCGGAAGGACAGCUGAAAGGUGUAGAUGUCAAACCCACCCUGGACAUGGUGGGAGCAGCAAGUCUCUUUCCCAGCAGGUAUAGGAGAGCCCCUCCGGAGAGCCUGCAGCAGGUCAUCCAGUUCCAGAAAUACCAAAUAGAGGAGAGAAAGAGGAUAGAAUUAGAGAAGAAGCAAGAAGAGACGCUGCAUGAUCACGUUCGCUUGGCCUCGGCUCGUACGGCUCUGCUUAUAGAGAGGCAGCAGGCAAAACUGAACAAGCAGAUGAGACGACACCUGGACAGCACCAACAUCAAACUGGCCGAAACACACAAACAGCUGAAACCAGACAUUGAAAGAGGAUGCAUUGAUGACAACUUCUUCUCCAAAUUCAACACCUGCAGCAGAUGACGGAUGACACACUGCACU
Messenger RNA from Seriola dumerili (greater amberjack), 1095 nucleotides. It is a transcript of the gene ribc2, whose product is annotated as RIB43A-like with coiled-coils protein 2. The record is from RefSeq and is a predicted model, not a curated record. Lineage: Eukaryota; Metazoa; Chordata; Actinopteri; Carangiformes; Carangidae. The transcript has 7 exons. The coding region runs from base 1 to 1077 and encodes 358 amino acids.